Messenger RNA from Eruca vesicaria subsp. sativa (arugula), 1158 nucleotides. The record is from the annotation of a GenBank genome assembly. NCBI's taxonomy places the organism in Eukaryota, Viridiplantae, Streptophyta, Magnoliopsida, Brassicales, Brassicaceae.
AUGAUCCCCGAAGUAUCUAUACCAAAUCAGAAAAAGAAUCAACCACUAUCGUUCUCGUCACUACCAGAUGAAAUCAUAGAGAACAUUCUUGCACGUAUCUCAAGCUCGAAUUACCCUAACCUCUCUCUAGUCUCCAAGAGAUUCCUCUCUAUCAUCUCUUCUCCUGAGCUCUACGCAACUCGCUCUCACAUCAAAACCACCGAACCAUGCCUCUAUUUCUGCUUAGAAGACUUGCCCAAUAUCUCUUCUCCUAAAUGGUUUAGUCUUCGAAUGAAACCUGCUAACGAAACCCCAAAUAAUGAUGAUAUUAUUGUAGACUAUUCGUUGGUUCCGGUACCAUCUAGUCACCAUACUCAACAUCACGUAGACUAUUCUUCCACCGUAGUUGUUGGUUCAGAAAUAUAUUUAAUCGGUGGGCCAUCCAACGGACCGCCAUCUUCACUUGUCCGUAUCCUUGAGUGUCGGAGUCAUACCUGGCGUGAUGGCCCUACCAUGUCCGUGGCACGUGCGGGUGCGUCUGCUUAUUUUCUGCAUGGGAAAAUUUAUGUAAUGGAAAAAUACCGGAAAGAUGAUGACAACUGGAUGGAGGCAUUAGACGUAAAGACUCAGAUUUGGAGUCCCUUGCUGAGCCAUGGAGCUACUGAGUUUCGCAGCGACUGGUUUUUAAUCAGAGUGUUUAGAGGAAUAAUUUACGCAAUUGCUGAUAAGACCUAUGCUUAUGACCGGAACAAGGGUACGUGGGAAGUUGUGGACACGUACCAUAUGAAAUUGAGAUAUAUACUUCUAGAUUGCUGUGUGAUUGAGAAUGUUAUAUAUAGGUAUCAAUGCGAUGGUUUUCUCUUAUGGUAUAGUUACAAAAAAAGAAAGUGGAUAAGAGUUAAGGGCUCGGAUAUGGAACUGUUGCGUACGCAUAAAACAUAUAUGUUUUCAGCGGAGUGUGUGCUUAGUAUGCGUAGCUACGGUGGGAAACUCUUAGUUAUGUGGUCUCCCAAGUUUGUUAUAAACAAUGGAGUACCUGAAAGAAAAAUUUGGUGUGCAAUAAUCGCGUUAGAAUGGAGAAGAAAUAAAGUAUGGGGUAAGAUUGAGUGGGUUAAUGAAGUGCUUACGGUCAGUACUAGAUCGUAUAAGUUAUUGAGUUGUGUAGUCAGUUGGAUUUGA